UAGCGGGGUACGUGUACUCUUGAUCGUGGUCACAAGAGCCAUUCAAAUAACAAGGCACCCGAAGCUGCAAUGACGUCUGCGGUUCCUUACGACCCAGAUGACUUUGAUAACAACCCUUUUGCCGAAAGCAGCAUCAUUUCGCCGGCCUCUUAUCGAAAUCAAACGCAAGGUCAACUCAACACAGAUGAAGUAACAGAAGGAGAUGCAGGCGAAAAUGCUCCAAGUUCCAAAGCGCAUGAAGACAACGAGAAUGAACGGGCCAAUAUCCUGACACAACAAGGAUCCCAGCAGCAUCAACCUCAGGCGUCUGAUGACACAAGUCAUUCAUCGAACCCUUCAAGCAGCAAAGGAACAACGCCUCAAUUUAAUGAGUUCCCAACAGAAAGUGAUUUGAAGAAGUACUUGCCGGAAAGGCUUCAUAAAGACAGUUUUCAGCUAGUUAUAAAGAUUCAAGAAAUUGAAGGCAAUGGCAACAACACGCAAAAGAAUCCAAUUUUCAAAUUCAACGCAAAAGUUACUAAGCUAUCAGGGUUCCGUAAAGAAACAUACAAAAACGUGAGAAGGACCUACAAGGAAAUUGAGUCACUUUACAAGUAUCUGAUUUAUAACAACAUUGAAGUAUUCGUCCCAGCGUUACCUGCUGUCACGUCUUUCUAUACUCCUCUAUCUCCUGAAUUUGUUGCAUCUGUAACCAACUCAUUUCAGGAUUGGUUUAAUAGAAUUUGCGCAAAUCCAAUUCUCAUCAAAAAUAAGGAAUUUGCCUUGUUUUUCGAGCAGAAUGAUUUUGGCUAUGUUCCUUCCAAAACUAGACCAUCAACAAAUUCAGUAAUAGCCACAGGUUUAAGGAGAAAAACAUUGAAGCAGUUUAACCCACCAUAUGAUGGUUGUGAAUAUUUAGCUCGAUAUAGGCCAAUGAUCAAGGAAGUUCACUUGAGUUCCCAAAAACUUAUUGAAAAGCUUGAUAAAUAUCUGAGAUAUCAAAGACAAUCUGCGUAUUAUAAUAACGAGUUUAUAAGCCUUUUGAGCGGUCUUGGCAAUUUAGAGACGUCUACGGAGAUGUCGAAAUUAUGGAAAAAGUUCAACAAGUUUGCAGGUUUGUUCAAUGAAGCUGACUUGAUUAAGAAUGUUAGCUUCAUAUCAGAGCUACUCAAGUACUUUAGACAGGUUUGUGAUGAUACUUACAACAUAAAGGAGUCUCUAACUAAUAGGCAUUUGUUGAUGAGAGAGCUAACUACGGCAGAAGAAACAACAAAGAAAAGGCACAUGACUAUCACAAAGCUAAAAAUGAAAUCAACAAUCGAUCCAAUCAAAGUUGAUGAGGCCAUUAGAGCUCUAGAACUAUCUAACAACUACGAAAAGGAGUUGAGAUAUCAAGUCAAAAGAACUACAUACGAGAUGUUGAUCGAGGCCCAAGAGUUUAUCAGUUACUUGGUGCAAAGCUGUAAAAGGCUUCUCAAAAUUUUAGCCAAGCAGCAGAUUUUACAAGAACGCAAAAAGUUAAACUUGUUAAUGAACAACAGGCUCAUCAGCCAGCAAGAUUCACUUGGUCGUUUAGGACGAGAAGACUUGCCUGAAGAUGUCAUUGGCCAUGCCAAGAGUAACUCCAUUAACGAUUCAUGGAACUCAAGGACGAAAAAGAACUAUACUGACCCGAUUAGUAGAAGUUCUACCCCAUCCAAAGAUGAUACAGCUGAAGAAAUUUCCAAUGUCGACGCAAAGAGUGCAGCAUCUUUGUUGGCAGGCUCUAACUUCUGACCCUAUUGAGCUAUUGUUAUAUACUAGCCUUUUUUUGUAAUGUGUAUGAAAUAUACUUUUCCUCCAUAUAUGCUGCUGGCUUGUUGGAGAUGAUAGCAUUAAACGGAAC
Molecule: messenger RNA, 1864 nt
Organism: Pichia membranifaciens NRRL Y-2026
Lineage: Eukaryota; Fungi; Ascomycota; Pichiomycetes; Pichiales; Pichiaceae
Exons: 1
Coding region: 70-1755 (561 amino acids)
Biological process (GO): retrograde transport, endosome to Golgi; intracellular protein transport
Cellular component (GO): endosome; retromer, tubulation complex
Molecular function (GO): phosphatidylinositol-3-phosphate binding
Source: RefSeq, a predicted model, not a curated record